AUGACGGAGAUCUCGGAACGAUACGUAGAACAGUUCACGACGACCGUCGAGACGAUGCGUCGACGCGUCAUCGCUUAUUACGACGGCAUCUUUUAUCUGGGUACUUACCGACGAUAACUGUUUUGAUGGUAGCUUUUAGGUCGGAAAAUGGAGAAGGCGGCGGAACGUCUGAAGGAGGUCGCGGAGCCGGCGGCCUACGAUGCUCGGGACUACGUGAACCAGUCGAUGACCGAGAACGGAGCACUCGACACGAUCGAGACGGACACGAAGAACACGCUCGUCGAGAUGUACCUCGGCAUCUCGGUGAUCCUGAUCGGUCUGGCGGGCGGACAACUGUCUGGGGCGUACGCCCUCGUCCCGCUCAUCCAGUACGUCUUCGACUCCUCGAUCGUCCUGCUCAUUCUCGCCGCCCUUCCCGCCUACGUGUUCAUGAACAUUCGCAAGAACGCCGGGAUGGACGACGCGGACCGCCGGAGCACGCUGUUCUCGGCGACCCUCGCAUUCGGGAUCCUCAGCGGAUACCUCGUCGGACCGCGCAUCCUCUCCCUCGCCCCGACCACCCUCUUCGUCCCGCCCCUUCUCUUUGCUCUCAUGUUCGACAACGGCAUCCUUCCGACGCCGCUCGUCGCUCUCAACCGUCAGACUUUCUUCAUCUCGUUCGCCUCCAUCAGUGUCUUCGUCGCCACGUUCCUGGGUAAGCAUGCGAAAGAGUUUCGCUCCCGGCUGGGCUCGAACUUGCGGUUAACAGCCUAACACGCCGCAGGGUCUCCAGAGCUGACAAUGGGCGCAAGUGCGCCCGCUCAAUAGAGCGAUACAUUGGCGCGAAAUUCAAAUUUUAACAGCAAAUUUUGUGUUUUUUGCCAGAUUAGCCACGAAAAACCGAUAAUUUCUCAUUUGUCUCUCGAUAGACCGAUUGUAUAGGCUAUUACAAAUUUUUUAAGCGCAAGAGCGUUAAAUUUGGUCAAGCCGCAAAUCACAUUUAUCCGUUUGAGGGUUUUUGGCUAAAACUGCGUGAAUUUCAGUUGCUUUUCGGUAAUUUUCGCUGUUCGAGUGCUCAAGAUGUUUGUAUUUACGUGAUUUAUCAUUCUCGAAACCAAUUCUGUCCGAAAACGGUCAAGAAAGCGCAAAAUGAGAAGUGUGGUUUUUAGGCGGCGAAGGCGAAAAAGCAAAGUCCGCGAAAAAUGCGCCAAAACGUCAUUAAUUCUGUGAGAAUUAGUGUCUUUUCAUGUCGAACAAUCAUUUUUCAUCGCCUGUGACCACAAAAAUCAGAGAAAACGUGCUCAAGUCAUGAAAACGCCAUUUGGCACGGGGUCGUCAUGGGUACAUCGAAAACUAAAAUUUGAACUUCCGCCGACGGUCGAUUGCGUAGCGCCCCUAUCUUAAAGCAUUAGGCCAAGCAAAAUUUUUGAAAAUUUCAGUAGAGCGCACUUGCGCCAGUGUACCCCGCCACGACUCCGUGUUUGGCCGCCGAGGCCACGCCCAUAUUGUCAGCUCUGGAGACCGUGCGCCGGCCUCCCAGUACCGUGAUAAACUUGCAGCGUCCCUGGUCCUCGGCACUUUUUCGACCGCCGUCUCGCUGCUCAACAUUGUCCACGCAACCGGACUUUUCCUGCAUUUCCAGGUGAUUUUGAAAAUAGAGAUGAAUAUUAGAAUUCUGUCGACUUUUUAUGAUUUCAGAUUGUUCUCCAACUCGUCAAAGACAAGAGCUUUAUGCCCGGAGAAAGCAAAACCGCCUACGUCGGAGUCGUUAUUGUCGUUCAAGUAAGUAAUUUCCGCAAAAUGGCCAAAAUUACAGUAAUCGUUCAGUUCUUGUUCACUUUGCUCUUCGGAUUCAAUCCAGAAGCGAUCCAAACUGUGCAGAAUUGA
Molecule: messenger RNA, 1866 nt
Organism: Caenorhabditis sp. 36 PRJEB53466
Lineage: Eukaryota; Metazoa; Nematoda; Chromadorea; Rhabditida; Rhabditidae
Source: the annotation of a GenBank genome assembly